Molecule: messenger RNA, 1590 nt
Organism: Cordyceps fumosorosea ARSEF 2679
Lineage: Eukaryota; Fungi; Ascomycota; Sordariomycetes; Hypocreales; Cordycipitaceae
Product: DNA primase small subunit
Exons: 4
Coding region: 1-1590 (529 amino acids)
Biological process (GO): DNA replication, synthesis of primer
Cellular component (GO): alpha DNA polymerase:primase complex
Source: RefSeq, a predicted model, not a curated record
AUGCCGCAUGCCCAAGGGAGCUCGCCCGCGGCCGUCAAGGACGAGCCCGUCGACGAUGCCUCCAUCACCAGCAGCAUCCCCCAGAAUGACGACGAUGAUGUCAACAUGCUCGACGCCAGCCACGCCGCGGCUGACGACGCUGCCGUGAAGAAGACGGAUUCCAAGCUCGACGACCUCUUUGCACACGACGACGACUCGGAAGACGACGACGAGUUUCCGUCCUCGGCGCCCGUCAAGGCGGAGGCGCCGAGCUCACAGCCGCAGAGACCCCCUUCGCCUACGAAACUGACCUCCGUUGGGCGAGACAGAGACCUUUCCGCCCUCAGGGCAUCAGACCCCGAGGUCAUGCGCAGCUUCUACCAGCGCCUGUUUCCCUGGCGCCAGCUCUUCCAGUGGCUCAACCACAGCCCGACGCCCACCAGCGACUUUGGCAACCGCGAGUUUGCCUUUACCCUGCAAAACGACGCCUACCUGCGCUACCAAUCUUUUGCCACGGCCGAUCUCCUCCGCAAAGAUGUUCUCCGCCUCAUGCCCUCGCGCUUCGAGAUCGGCCCCGUCUACACAACAAACCCGCGCGACCGCAAGACGCUGCGCAACUCGUCCGCCUUCAAGCCCCUUGCCAAGGAGCUCUGCUUCGAUAUUGAUUUGACUGAUUAUGACGACAUCCGCACCUGUUGCGACAAGGCCAACAUCUGCACCAAGUGUUGGGCGUUCAUGACCAUGGCUGUCAAGGUCGUCGAUGUCGCUUUGCGCGACGACUUUGGAUUCAAGCACAUCUUGUGGGUGUACUCUGGCCGUCGCGGCGCGCACGCCUGGGUCUGCGACAAGAAGGCGCGCGCCAUGGACGAUCAGAAGCGCAAGGCCGUCGCGGGCUACCUCGAGGUCAUCCGCGGCGGCGCUCAGAGCGGCAAAAAGGUCAACCUUUGGCGGCCGCUGCAUCCUCAUAUCAUCCGAAGCUUGGACUUACUCAAGACACACUUCCAGGAGGACGUGCUUGCCGUGCAGGACCCGUGGUCCACCGACGAAAACGCCGAGAAGCUGCUGCAGCUGCUCCCCGACCGUGCGCUUAACGAGGCGCUGCGGCGCAAGUGGCAGGCCGCGCCGGGCCGCGCGUCGGCUUCCAAGUGGGCGGACAUUGACGCCGUGGCCAAGGCCGGCCACACCGGGCUGCGCAACCUCGAUACGCGUGCGCUCAUGGAGGCCAAACAGGACGUGGUGCUUGAGUACACGUACCCGCGCCUCGAUAUCGAGGUCAGCAAGAAGCUCAACCAUCUGCUCAAGUCGCCGUUCGUAGUGCACCCUGGCACGGGGCGUGUCUGCGUGCCGAUAGACACGACGUCGGCGGGCGGUGAGGCGCUGGAGCGGUUCAACCCGCUCGCGGUGCCGACGGUGCAAGGGCUGCUCGCGGAGAUUGACGCCUGGAAGGGUGGCAACGAUGGAGAGGAUGGUGGGAGCGGUGUGCAGGACUGGGAGAAGACGAGCCUGAAGCCGUACGUGGAGUACUUCCGGUCGUUUGUCGCCGGCGUCAUGCGGGAUGAGCGCGACGCACGCGUCAAGAGGGAGCGAGAGGAUGACUCGAUGGAGUUUUAG